This is a messenger RNA of Leishmania major strain Friedlin, 4512 nucleotides long. RefSeq lists its product as hypothetical. Bases 1 to 4512 code for a protein of 1503 amino acids. The record is from RefSeq and is a predicted model, not a curated record. Lineage: Eukaryota; Euglenozoa; Kinetoplastea; Trypanosomatida; Trypanosomatidae. The transcript has a single exon.
AUGCAGCUCAGCACAGAGGGCUAUCACGAAGAGUUGCGGCUGUUGCGCGACAAGCCGGAGCUGCUGUCCUCUGGAGCAGAGAUGGAGGUGCGGAAGGUAUGGAGAGAGCGGCUCUGGAUGGACGACGAACUGGAAAAGGCGGAGCUGCGUCCACCCAAGAGCGACGUUGUGCACCGACAAGAGGUGCACGGCGCGGCCCGCGGAAUCGCAGCCCUCUCCUCGUCCUUUGCACCGUACCACGUCGGCACGGCCGAGCACGCCGCGCGGCAGCGGCAAGCGCCAGCGCCGAUGAUGGAAGAGGUGGACGAAGUGGUUGUCAUGGCGCAGCAUGUCGUCUUCCGCGUUGGGCACGACGAAAUCGCGUCGCACUUCUCGGCGAAGCACCCCCACUCCAUAAUCAAUGCCUCUGCCUUGGCGAGCGUGCAGCACGUGGAACUCGGUGUCAUGCCUCCUGCCAAGCACAUGCGAGAGCAGCAGCAGCAACAGCAAGAGCGCGCCGUCAAGCAGCACCUCGCCUCCCUCCGCCGGUUUUCGCGCGACACCCCGUACGAGCUCAAGGAGCGCCUUGCUCGCGACAUCGUCGCCGGCCGCGUCGAUGUGCCGAUGCAGACCGCCAUCACGGAUGCCGUGAUGGACGAGCAGCGGUGCUCUCUCCCCACCACGCGACAUCACUUAUCGCCGGACCUGUGUGUGUUUUCCUCUCCACGGACCGAAAAGAGCAGCGCGGCCGCGCGCCGGAGGGGACAGCACGAUGGCGACCUGCCCGCGUCAGCAGCUCUGAUCAUGUGGCAGCUGACGCUGCGCAAGCCGAAGAUGCCAACGACGCCGCUAUGGCAGCGCCCCUGGCUGCCGCCGGGUACGUGGGCCGUCGAGAUGGCGAACUGCGAUGUGACACGUGCAGCAGCGCUGAUGCGCGCCUCCGCCGUCCGUGACCCGCUCGCCGUGGAAAAGCGGGCGGCGGCCAUCGAAGACGGUGUAAAAGCACCGAGGCACCACCAAGGCACACCCAAAUCUGCGGGCGUGGCGACGGCAGCCACUGACGGCGAGCAGCACCGCCACAACGUUGGGGUUCGCAGGCAGGAAGCCGCAAUGGCGUGCACGGAUGGCACGGAGAACCUGUACGGGCUCCAGUAUGUCUGGCGGUCGCCUCUGCCGCCGGGAGGGUUCAUUCGCGUCUCUCCUGAUCCGCGCAUCGCCAUGUGGCCCGACUCGGAGGACGAGGACAGCGACGAGGACAGCGACGAGGGCGCACUUGAAAAGACGGAAAAGUACGACAACUCGCAGGCGCGUGGGGUGGUGCACGCGGGCGAUGGUGGUGGUAUCCGUGAAGAUGUUCGCCGCAGCAACUCCAAGAUCUCGACGGGCACCUCUCAGCACCAUGACCGCCAAGCGCAGAUGCGCCGCCUCGCACGCUGUGUCAACCGCCGAACGCACAAGCUGCGCUGGUUGCACAGCAUUGGCCGCCGUCAUGUGUGCUACAAGGAUCUGGCCCUCUCUGGCUCAGACAACUCCUUAACAGGCGCCGCCUCGGCAUCGUCUUCCUCCUCGUCACAGUGCACGUCGCCGACAGUUUCGGCGCUGCGCGACAUUCAUGUUGCAGCCGAGGUCAAGCAAGCCAGUAAGAGGGUGACGCGUCUACCGCUGCUCAAUGACAACGGCAAAGCCCGUCGACGCCAGCGGCGGGGGCAGGAAGGCGACGAGGCCACCUCGCGAGGGUCGCGACCCGUGUACGACGGCGUGUUGAACAUCAACGUCUACGCCGAGAUCGUCGAGAGCCAAUGUCGGAACCCCAGCAUUGUCGGCCCGUCGCCUCUGCGAGCGAAGUCGCAACAACACGGCCAGCAGGCGAGCAAUGCAACCACGACAACGCGUCGCUUCCUCGGGUGCUACCGGCAGAGUCGCCUGCUCAUUCACUUCAAGCUGUACUGCCGGGCGUUGUACGAGGAGGAACGGGUGCGCCACGGCGGUGCUGGCACCCACGUAAUUGGACGCGCCGGCGGAAGCGCUCCAGAGUACACGCCGGCAACGGAAGGACUGCUUGCUGGGGUGCCGGCCAUCCCGCACCCGGUGCUGAAGCUGCAAGAGCACGCGCCGUCACUGCGUAAGUCCUACGCCCAUCGUAUCCCCGUUGCGUCGACUAUGAGCGGCUGCCGCUGCUGGGAAGGUCUGUACCCGGCCCUUGGCACCAAUCUGGCCACCUCGGUUCAACAGGCGUGGCGGCAGCUGCGGCGGUCCAGCCUGGUACGUCAGGCCCUGCGCGACAUCUAUGACGAGCUGCCACAUGACAAGGAGGGUCUCCUGGACAAGCGGGCGUUCGUGCUCUUCGUGCUGCAGCUGCUCGAGCUCUUCUUCCCCACCCGCCUCCCCGCGGCGGCCCACAUCGCCAUCGCGGAGGAGGAGUGGGUGUACCGCGGCACAACGGAGCACGUUGGGCCGCAAACCUUUCACGAGAAGUUCUUCGUCUUUCCGUUCAUUUUUUACCGCGACAUCGCCGCCGUGACGGAGGCGCAGCUCGUCGAGUUCUGGACUCUCGUCCGCGUCUGCUUUGAUGCGCAGAAGAGGACGCAGGCGAAGGCGGCGGCGGCGGCGAGCGCAGCGGUGCGUGGGCGGUCGUCGUCGCUGGCAGGCCGCGGCAGCGAUGCGCCGCCGCCGCCGCCGCCGCCUCCCCUCCUCCCUCUGUUGACCCCGCUGACGCUUUUCACGGCGGAGCAGCUGGACGCACUGCUCUCGCGCCCGCCACCCGCGUUUGACGUGGACGUGUACGAUCGAUACUGCUUGCUCCGCCAAGCCUUCCGGGCGGAUCCCAAAGUGCGUGCGGCCCCGCGCGACCAUCAGUACGUGGUGGCACGCAGUGUGGUCGAGACGCAGCAGCAGGCAAAGCGCCCACGCGCUAGCAACUGUGUGGCACAGAAAGGGAGCGCGGCACACAAGAUGACAGCGCCGCUGACGGCGUGUCAGGCGCAGCUCUGCUCGGCAGACGUGAAGCGACGCGCGGAAGUUGCGGCGGCGGCGCAGCGGGAGCGAGAAUCACGUCAGCGCGACCUGGAGGCACAGGAACACAAGGCGCUGCUCGAAGAGUCGGACUACUAUCAAGCGCGCAUCGGCCGUAUUCAAUCCCGCUCCGCAACCGUGAUUUCGGGCAUUGAGAGCACCUGCAGCACCUGGGAGCUACACCGCACCGAGGCGUACGCCCCUCCGCAGAAGGACGAAAACGCCGACGCGCGGCUGCAGGUGAAAGAGGACGUGGAAGAGCUUCUCCUGGAGUACCUCGACGACGUGCCGCUUGAUGUCUUCGACGGGCUUGUGUCGCUGCGUGAAUGCUACCUCCUCCACGCCGGCCUUCGGCAAGAGCGACUUAAUCGCACCUUUUCCCUGCUGCAGCCGCCAGUGAACCCGUUAGCGCGAGCCACGCCGUCUCGCAGACCUGUGAAGGCGGAUGAUGUGGCGCAGCAGUGCAUGGCAGUGAUGACAGGUGGCCUUGGCGCAACGCAGCGGCGCAUCGCCGUCUCAGAGGAGACGAGACUCCUGCUUGAUGGCGCGAGUGAUGUCAGCAGCAGCGCUGUCAUCACGCCCCCUACCACGUCCUACGUCGCAGGUAUGUACCCUCUACAGGCCGUGCGGCGAACGGUGAGCUCGGUGCUGUGCCCGUCGCGAGUGCCUAGCCGCGGGAGGAGAAGCAUCCUGAACAGGAGCAGGGAGGCAAGCCUAUUGGGAGCGUGCAAAACGUUCUGUUCGGUCUCGGGUGUCGAGGACGACGGCAGAAUCGGUGCGGCCUCGACGUUCUCGUCCUUCUACACCGCCGCCUCCGCCUCACAUGCGCAGCCCACGCGCGGCCCAACGACACGCGGCGUUCAGCACAAAGGCGUUGCCGCGAGCACCAGCGUGUGUGGCGUGAGCGGGCGGUAUCCUGGGAAAGAUGAGGAUGCUGUGAUGGAGGCCGUGGUGAGCAGCGCGUCUCUCACCGGCGUGCGCAACAGGUCAUGUUACCGAAAACCUGUCGCGGCGCGGCUACGCCAGCUUUCGCGUCCAGCCACGCCAGCCGUGUCGGCCACACCGUUUGUCCCUGUAUCGCCGCUGCUGAGGCCACGCGACGGCGACGUGUCCAUCCUCUGCGGCCUGAACUCGGCAGCAAACAUGCCUGCAAGCACCCAACGCGACACAUCGCCACUGCCGCAGUACCAGCAACCGCUCACGUCCACCAGGGCCUCAUCAGCCGCGGCGCUCGCAACGACGUGGACGUCGUCGGUCAUGCUUCUAGAUCUAGGCGAAGAGGUUGCAAGCGCAUCGCCGGGGUCUGCUCCUUGGGUAUCGCAGCAGGGCUCGACGGUGGUGCACCACGUCAGCGCUCGACCACCGCACCCGCCGGCAUCGUCCACUGUGCAUGCGCCAGCGCCGUCAGCGUCACUGCACUAUGCUCAGCGUCUGCGCGCGCAGAAGCGUCGCCAGGAGAAGUACAAGCGGCAGUUCAACAACGCCGCCAAGACCGCAGCAGGAGUGGCCUGUAAGCAUUGA